Molecule: messenger RNA, 1392 nt
Organism: Nilaparvata lugens (brown planthopper)
Lineage: Eukaryota; Metazoa; Arthropoda; Insecta; Hemiptera; Delphacidae
Product: mitochondrial tRNA-specific 2-thiouridylase 1
Exons: 1
Coding region: 164-1330 (388 amino acids)
Biological process (GO): tRNA wobble position uridine thiolation
Cellular component (GO): mitochondrion
Molecular function (GO): sulfurtransferase activity
Source: RefSeq, a predicted model, not a curated record
CAACAUAACCUCACUUACUUGCCCCCAGUUUAACUACUCUCAUUUCUUAUACGUUCAUUUUUGAUAUUUCAAUAAUUUUUCUCAUAAGAAUAUUUAAUAAAAACGUAUUUUCUUGUUCAUAAAUUGAAUUAAUGUACUAAAUGGUAACUGUCAUGAACAUAAAAUGCAUUUGUUGAAAAAAUGUUCUCGAAAAGUUGCAUUAGGAAUCUCAGGCGGUGUCGAUAGUGCUGUCUCAGCUUUGCUGCUGAAGGAAAAAGGGUUUGAAGUGAUUGGCGUGUUUAUGAAAAAUUGGGAUCAACUAGAAGAACAAGGAUAUUGUAAAUCCGACAUUGAUGAAGAGGAUGCAAAGUGGGUAUGCAACAAGCUAGGAAUUCAAUUUAGGGCUGUGAACUACGUGAAAGAGUACUGGAACUCAGUUUUCAGUGAAAUUGUACAACAAUACUGUAAUGGUUUUACACCCAAUCCUGAUAUUCUCUGUAAUAAGCAUAUCAAGUUUGGUAAAUUCUAUGAUUAUGCACGAAACGUAUUAGAUUGUGACUAUAUUGCCACAGGACACUAUGCUAAUAGCUCUAGAGACUUGAUGAAUCAAUCUAGUGAUGAUGAUAGGACUGUUCAUUUACUAAAAGCAAAGGAUCAACGAAAAGAUCAAACAUUUUUCCUGUGUAAUAUAGCUCAGAACGCUCUGAAAAGAACAAUUUUUCCUUUAGGAAAUUAUACAAAGCAACAAGUCAAAGACAUAGCUGUUAAGAACUCAUUGAAAAGACUAGCUAGUAGGAAAGAAAGUAUGGGGAUAUGUUUUGUGGGGUCCCGUUCCUUUAAAACUUUUAUAUCCGAAUACAUUCACCCAAGUUCAGGAAGUUUCAUUGAUAUUGAAAGUGGUAAAGUGUUGGGGAAACAUAAUGGACGUCAUAACUAUACCAUAGGACAACGGUGUAAUCUACCGGGUACUCCAAAGCCUUACUAUGUUGUGCAAAAACUGACAGACUCUCAAGAUGUGUAUGUUGCAAUGGGUAGAGAUCACAAAGCAAUGUUUAGCAAUUAUUUCAUAACAGGACUUGCGCAUUGGAUCUCAGAUGCACCAAAACAACUAGAACGACCUGGCAAUGGUGUUUUGGAGUGUGAAUUCAGAUUCCAACAUCGGCAUCCACUGAGGAAAUGUACAGUUAUGCGGGCAGAUACAAAAAUGAUAGUUAACGUUGUAGAUGAAGUGUCUUCCAUAGCUCCUGGACAAUGUGCCGCAUUUUACUUGGGAGAUAGAUGUUUAGGGGGCGUUGUUAUAUCAGAUUUUGGGCCCAACAACUACAUUCUUCAAAGUAGAAUAAUAGAAUGAAAUGCUAAUCGUCCUGUACCUAUGUUUUAAUUGUAAAUAAAUAAUCAAGUAUUACAAUUAAA